This is a messenger RNA of Colletotrichum scovillei, 2220 nucleotides long. Its product is annotated as calcium/proton exchanger. Gene Ontology annotation, molecular function: calcium:proton antiporter activity. The record is from RefSeq and is a predicted model, not a curated record. Lineage: Eukaryota; Fungi; Ascomycota; Sordariomycetes; Glomerellales; Glomerellaceae. The transcript is spliced from 3 exons. Bases 677 to 2107 code for a protein of 476 amino acids. Gene Ontology annotation, cellular component: fungal-type vacuole membrane. Gene Ontology annotation, biological process: calcium ion transmembrane transport; intracellular calcium ion homeostasis.
CUCUCCCCGUGCAAGGUUUCUCUCGCUAGAAUGAAGUCUACUGUGUAGAUGUGUACCUGCCUGUUCAUCGGCUUCCCUUGCUAAAUAUGCUACGAAGCCGAACAUGUCACGAACUCUCUUGCUCUCUUUCGGAUUGACGGCCUCCCUCACCAACACAACAAAUAACAACAAGACAACCUCUGCCUAGGUUCAUACUUGGGUUCCCCCGUCUCACUGACUGGCAAGCAGUGAGAGAAAGCUCAAGUUGAAACGUACUCGCCCCGAAACCCCCAGGCCCGGUCCAGCCCAGCCCCCCCGGACAACCUUGAACACAAACCCCUGCUACCGCUACCGCUACCCGCGGCCACCAAUCCACCACCGACCGACUGGACCACGUUGAUCAAGACUGGGGAGCGAGGGUCCUCACUUCUCUCCAUCUCUUCAGAAUCCGUUUAUUAUAUCCCUCCCUCCCACUUCUGCUGUUCGUCCAGCCACACUGUCAAAAGUCUUGGUAUUGGGGUCUGUUCCACACUUCUUCACCGUCCCUUGUCCCAGUGAUACAACCUCGGUGUACCCGCCCUCUUCGACUUCAUAUAAGACGUCCUUUUCGCUCUUGCAUCAUUACGACUUCUUCCUAGUGAAGCAUCUUGGAAAUCAAACAACGUCUAGACAAGCAUAGACGCCUCAACUCGCCGGCAUGUCGGCUCCGAGGUCACCCUACCGCCAGAGCUAUAGAUCGUCAACCGAUGGACGAUCGCGGCGACGAGAAUCAAACCACCCCAUCAUCCCUCCCGAGAAGGCACGCACUUCAAACUACUCCUCCCGCGGCGAGGAGCUGCCGAGCCACAAUGGGCACCUACACCGGAAACCUCCGCCAGGCAGCAAAGUCAGGGUCAAGCCGUCCGGCGAGAGUGGCCGCCGUGGCUUUCACCCUUUCAAGUUCCUCAAGAUCUCCUGGAAAUCGUCAAGUCGAGCCUCUCUCCUCUGUAACUUUCUCUGGCCUUUCGUACCUGCCGCGUUUGCCGUCCGAUACACUCGACCAAACGACCAUGUCCUCAUCUUUAUCCUCACUUACAUCGCCAUGAUCCCCUGUGCCAACAUGGUUGGAUUCGCCGGUCAGGAGCUUUCUCGCAAAGUGAGCCACGUUUUUGGCGUGCUGAUUGAGACGACCUUUGGUUCCAUUGUCGAAAUCAUCCUGUUCAUGGUACUACUCGCCGGAGACCAGUUUACCGUUAUCAAGGCUGCCAUUCUCGGUUCUAUCCUGGCAACUAUGCUUCUAUGCCUGGGACUGUGCUUCAUUGCGGGUGGCAUGCGGCGAGACGAGGCCGAGUUCAGCGAAGUCGUCAGUGAAGCCGGCAGCGGCUUGCUGCUCACAGCAGGUGUCGCCCUCGCCAUCCCGACCCUGUUCGCCAACUCGCUCGAAAAUCAGCUCACCGGCGAAGAACUCGGCAGCAAAACACGCCACAUCUCGCGCAUCGUAUCCUGCCUCCUCAUCAUCGCCUACGCCGUCUACGUCUACUUCCAAGCCCGAACCCACCACGGAAUCUACGACGCCAUCUUUGAGCACGACGAGCAGCGAGACCACGACAAGCGCAAGGACCUCAACAAGCCCAAGCUGACGCUGACCGAGUGCCUCGUCGCCCUCGUCAUCGCAAUCACCCUCGUCACCUUCAUGGCCAUCUACCUCGUCGAGCAGAUCGCCCCCAUCGUUGAGCGGCACAACAUCUCGGACCCCUUUAUGGGUCUCAUCCUCGUGCCCCUCGUCGAGAAGGCCGCCGAGCACCUCACGGCCGUCGACGAGGCGUGGGACAACCAGAUGAACUUUGCCCUGUCGCACGUCCUCGGCGCCACGCUGCAGACGGCUCUCUUCAACGCGCCGCUCGUCGUCAUCGUCGCGUGGGGCCUGCACAAGCACAUGGACCUCGUCUUCGAGGUGUUUGAUAUCGGCAUGCUCAUCCUGGCCAUCUUGACCGUUGGAAACUUCUUGAGGGACCAGAAGAGCAAUUACCUCGAGGGAUUCUUGAGCGUGACGAUUUACGUCGCUAUUGCCGUGGCUGCGUUUUACUACCCCAACCCGCCCGGUCACGGUGGCGCUGCCGAGGGUACGAGUGCAGAAGGGGGCCAUUGAGUGAGGCAUGUGUUCAAGUACCAAUAGGAUAGGAAAGCGAAAUAACGAAAGUCACGAAAGAAAUGUACAUAUAUUGCUUUUUGGGAGUUAACAUUCAAGGAGAGCAUACGGGC